CCAAGCAGUGUCAGUAAGUAGUUACGGUAAUAGUGCUAAAAUAGUUCCACUCGCAUAGCGGCAACAACAAAAAUAUACAAUUUCAAGACAUAAAACUAAAGUGUUGCCAUUCACAGCCAAAAAACAAGAGUUUUGUGUCGUUCCAAUGCCACUGCCCUGUGUCAUUUGAGCCAACAGCAAUUACAUACCUAAAAACAAACACACAAACAAACAAACAAAAAUCGAAUACUGAAUAUUUCUGCAAAAGCAGUGUUGUAUGUACACAUGCAAAGAGGUGGCAACACUGUAAUUAUGUGUAAUGCCAAGUUUUUGCUGCUGCAGCACAUACCGCAAAAACUGCAAUUACAAGAGACAAAAAUUCUGGACACAAUGACAUUUGGCUACAUCAAGUACCGUUAGCUGUUGUGUUGCCAACCAAGUAAUCCAUUGCCCUAGUACUUUUCGCCACGAAACGAAAGAAAAACAUAUCAGCAAUACGUGUUGAAACAACAAAACAAACAAGAGCAAGAACUCUUAGAAGAAAAAAAAAACAAAAAUUUUUGAAGUAAAAAUAACAUACUCACAUAUGCAUAUGUAAGUCGUAUGUAGCAAGUACCGAAAAUAAACACCAAAGAAACAGAUUUCGCAGCCACACGAGAAACCGCAUUAGAACUUUUCUGUGGUGCGUAUAAAUGACGAAUUGCAGACUUGUGCAACAAAAUGGCAACCCCGCAAUUCUCCCAAAUCAUUAUCAAUCGGAAUUCCCCAUUUGUCACUGCUCCUGCAGCGCAAAAUCACAAAACAACAAAAAGUACAACAGCAACAGCAACAGCAAGAACUACAACUACAACUACAACUUCUUGCUGCCGACUGCAACAGAAUCGUGUGCGAAGAAAAUGUUGUUGCAGCCGAACUGCCAUUGCAAAUGGCAAACCAUCGGGCGGGGAUAUGCUAACACAAGAGGAUUACUGCAGCACCAAGUGCAGCAGCAACAACAACAACAACGGCAGCAGCCACAACAACAACGGCAGCAGUUCACGCAACUGGCUACUGCUUCGACUUGGUUGGAGCGAACAAUUGCUGCUGGCUUGUGUUUUACUCGCCUCCGCUUGCGGUCGUACGGGUUGCGACGAGUCACAGGACUUUCAGAAAGCGAUACCCGCCAGAGUAGUUUGGGCUGCGGUUGGCAAAAGCGUAGAUUUGCUGUGCGAUUUAACGCCUCCAACGCCGCAGGACUCCGUGAAGCUGCUGUUGUGGUUCAAGGACUCCACCGGAAUACCACUAUACAGCUUGGAUUCACGCAACGGAAAUAUAAAAUUAGCACCACAUUCGGCCAUAGCUAGCGAUCUGGGUCAGCGUCUGUUCUUCUCCAUAGGCGAUAAUCCGAAGGACUCACGCUUACAAAUACGCGAUGUGAAGCCAACAGAUGGCGGCAUUUAUCGCUGUAGAAUAGACUUUUUCAAUUCGCCAACACGAAACUUUAGAAUUAAUUUAACUUUAGUAGUUCCCCCAGAGGAGCCACGCAUUUUCGAUGCACAAGGCAAGGAGAUCGCUCAGAUGGCCGGUCCAUUUCGUGAGGGCUAUGAGCUUUUUUUAUGCUGUCAAGUCAAAGGAGGACGUCCGCCACCAAAAGUCACCUGGUGGCAUGAUGACAUGGAGCUGAUAGGCACCAGCCAUACAUCUGUGGAAGAGGGUACGACCAUGAUGGUGAAUCAAUUGUUGAUCGGCACAACAACGCGUGAUUAUUUUGGUGCGAAAAUUGAGUGUCGAGCGCAAGGCACGAAGCUUAUAGCGCCAGUGGUGAAGAAUGUGACAGUGCAAGUGCAUUUGAAACCGGUGCGCGUGAAAAUACUCACAGCUAAUGAUCUGCUGACAGCCGGUCAGCCUGUGCCUUUGCGCUGCGAUUCGUGGGGUUCAUAUCCAGCGGCGAAGAUUACAUGGUUGUUGGACGGUGAGCCGAUACGAAAUGCCGAAGUGACUGUACACAGUGAUAGAGAGGACUCGAAUACCACAACCAGCAUUCUCAAUUUGAAGGUAACAUCGGAGAACGAUAAUGCUGAACUGACGUGUCGUGCAUCGAAUCCUUGGUUCUCUGGUAGUGCCAUUGAGGACAAGCGCAUCAUUCGAGUGGCAUAUCCACCAACAGUGUCCGUGCAUUUAGCCAACGAGGAUCCCAGUCGUUUUGUGACCAAAUCUGAGGGAGAAAACGUGACCUUCAAGUGUCGCGCCGAUGCGAGGCCACCAGUAACUUCGUAUGCUUGGUUCAAAAAUGGCAUGCGUAUGUCUGGUGAGAGUACAGAGAUAUUGCAUCUGACUCAGCUGCUGCGCGAGAGUGCGGGUGCGUAUGCGUGUGGUGCAGCCAAUACGGAGGGAGAAACGCGCAGCAACAGCUUGACGCUUAAAGUGCAAUAUUCGCCCCGAUGCCGACCGGGUACCGAGCAAACAUCACUUGGUGCACUCAAUAUACACUCAGUACAGGUAAAAUGUGAAGUGGAUGCGGAUCCCGCAGACUCAGUGAAAUUUAGUUGGACCUACAACAACACAAGAAAUGUGUCGCCGGUGCUCAACUCCAGAAUCACUUCGAAUGGGCUGGUCAGCACCGUAACAUAUCUGCCACAAACUGACUCCGAGCUGAUAACGCUCGCCUGCUGGGCCAGCAACUCUGUGGGACGCCAAACAACGCCAUGUCUGGUGCACAUUCUACCAGCAAAUACACCGGAAGCACCGAAGGCUUGUGAGCUGCGCAACGACACUGUCUUGGAGGUGGUUUGUGUGGCUGGCAAUGAUGGUGGGCUCACUCAAUAUUUCCUGCUAGAAGUGAUUGGUGGCGAUCCACUGUAUGCCAACGAUGCAGGGCGUAGUUUUGCCGACGCUAAUGUAGGCGACAAUGAGCUCUCCACUAUGAACGACCAGGUAUGUAAGCAGAUUACAUAUUUACCAAUUUACAUGCGAUU
Molecule: messenger RNA, 2933 nt
Organism: Rhagoletis zephyria (snowberry fruit fly)
Lineage: Eukaryota; Metazoa; Arthropoda; Insecta; Diptera; Tephritidae
Product: sialoadhesin-like
Source: RefSeq, a predicted model, not a curated record